Molecule: messenger RNA, 5406 nt
Organism: Yamadazyma jaroonii
Lineage: Eukaryota; Fungi; Ascomycota; Pichiomycetes; Serinales; Debaryomycetaceae
Source: the annotation of a GenBank genome assembly
AUGUCAGCCAGAGAAAAGAGGGACAGACAAUCUGGAGGGAAUGUUAUGAAUGGGAUACCAACAAAUGGAAGCGAAUCAUCAAUACCGUUUGAAGUCAAUGCUAUUGAAUAUAGCCAUCCAUCAUGGAGUGAAGAGAAUGGAGCCCCAUUCACAAAAGAAAAGAUCAAAUCUAUUUUGUAUAAGAUUACAAGAAUCUUCAGCUUUCAAAUAGAUAAUUAUGAAAACGUAUAUGAGCUCUUAAUGAGUCAAUUAGAUUCAAGACUGAGCAGAAUGCCAUGCAGAUCCGCAUUGAUAUCAUUACAUUACGAUUAUAUAGGGGGAAAUAGGUCCAACUAUAAGAAUUGGUACUUUAUGGCUCAAUACGAGUUAGACGAGAGUAUUUCAGACAAGAGAAUUUGGAAUCAUCUAGACAAGUACAAAAAAUUCAUCAAGAUGCAGAAAACUCCAGUUUCACUAUCCGACUUGGGUGAACAAGACAAUUUGAUAUCCUUGGAUUUCAUGUGGGUUUUAAAACAACUGAAAUUCUCCAAUGAAGAUUACAUUUUGCAAUUAGGUCUUUAUUUACUUAUUUGGGGUGAAGCAAACAACAUAAGGUUUCUACCUGAAUGUGUGUGCUUCAUUUUUAAAUGCUGUUUGGAUCAUUACUAUUCCUUAUCUCCAAGCUUGGAUAUUGAAUCUUAUGAGAAUUCCUUGACUUUUUUACAAGAUGUUAUUACACCCAUCUAUAAAUUCAUGAAUCUUCAACAGUAUAGGAUGAUUGAUGGAAAAUGGAUUAGGAACAAUAAAGAUCAUAACUCAAUUAUUGGAUAUGAUGAUAUCAACCAAUUUUUCUGGUACGGUGAAAAUUUACUGAAAAUCAAACUAUUGGAUGAAUCUACAUUAUUCAGCUAUCCAAAAGAGGAUCGAAUCUUGAAGUUCGGUAGUAUCAGAUGGAGUUCUUGCUUCUACAAAACUUUCAAGGAAAAGAGAACUUGGUUCCAUCUAUUCACCAAUUUUAGUAGAGUAUGGAUAAUCCAUGUUGUGAUGUAUUGGUACUAUACUAGUUAUAACGCUCCUACGCUAUAUACUGUCAAUUACGUUCAACUUCUCGACAAUAAACCACCACUUCAAGUGACAUUGACAGUCAUUUCAUUGGGUGGUUUUUUAUCUUGUUUGAUAUCCUUCGUUGCAACUAUUUUUGAAUAUUCAUUUGUUCCCCGUAAGUUUCCAGGAUCUCAAAACUUAUUUGCUAAGCUAUGUUACUUAUCGAUUUUGACAGUUAUCAAUGUUCUGCCAUCGAUUUAUGUUUUGUAUUUCAUACCCAUCACAGCAUAUUCUAGUAGAGGUGUGCUCAUUGGGAUAAUACAAUUCGUAAUUUCCGUGAUAACUUUCCUAUAUUUGGCUGUACAAUCGCCUGCUAGAUACUUUGAGGCAUUGAUCAUCAGAUCAAAUACGAACUAUGUGAAGUCUAAGACAUUCACAUCAAACUUUGCUCAGUUGACUAACCGGGGACGACUAUUUUCUAUAACAUUAUGGGUCUGUGUGUUCCUGCUUAAAUUCUCAGAGUCAUACUACUUUUUGACUUUGUCAUUGAAAGAUCCUAUUAGAAUCCUAUCAAUUCUCGACUUGUCCCGAUGCAGAGGUGACGUAUGGCUUGGUAAAUUACUAUGUGAAUAUCAUGGAAAACUUCUUUUGGUGUUGUUGCUAAUCACUGAUUUGGUCCUAUUCUUCCUUGACACUUACUUGUGGUACAUCAUAUGUAACUGUAUAUUUUCAAUGUGCCUUUCAUUUUCAUUGGGAGUUCCAAUAUUUACUCCGUGGAGAAACAUUUUUGUUAGGCUACCUGAAAGAAUUCAAACUAAAUUAAUUUUCAUGAAUGAAAUUACAAGUCAAUCAGCUCAAAAUGGUGAAGGUAUUGGAAAUCUAACAAGUUACCAAAGCAAAGGGAUAUAUUUGGUACUGAAGAUUUGGAAUAGUAUAAUCAUUUCAAUGUACAAGGAACAUUUAUUGUCCUUGGAACAAACGAACAAGUUAGUUUACCAAUUCUUGGAGUCGGAUGAUUUCAAUCCAUAUUUUGCAGGCGAUUUCAUCCCUAUCUCAACACCCAUCAAUAAAACCACAAUCAAACCACCUUUAUUCUUCAUCUAUCAAGAUGAUAACACAUUCAAGUUGAAUGACUUUUUCACUCCAGGAAAGGAUGCCGAGAGGAGAAUAUCUUUCUUUGCACAGAGUUUAUCAACCCCCAUUCCGGAGCCGAUUCCAACGACAGCAAUGCCAGGCUUCACUGUCUUGGUGCCCCAUUAUUCAGAGAAGAUAUUGUUAAAUUUAAGAAAUAUUAUCAAAGAAGACCAAGGGUCCAAAGUAUCGGUUUUAGAUUAUUUGAAAACUUUGAACAAAUUUGACUGGGAUACAUUUGUUCAAGACACAAAGAUUUUGAAUGCAAGAUCAUCAAAUAGACUGGGAGGUGAGGGGGCAGAAGAUGAGAAGCUACUGAUAUUUCAAGAUAAGUAUGACGAGCUACCCUUUACUUAUGUUGGAUUCAAAAAUUCAUCUUAUGAAAACACUUUGAGAACUAGGAUCUGGUCUUCAUUAAGAUCACAAACUCUAUACAGAACAAUUUCAGGAUUUAUGAAUUACGAAAAGGCUAUAAAACUUCUUUAUGAAUUAGAGAAUACUAAUCAAAUAACCAAAGACGUAUAUCCUCAAGAGGUUGAGCAAGAGCUUGACGAUUUUGUCUCUAGGAAGUUUAAUUUGCUACUUACAUCCCAGAGAUUCCAAAAGUUUACCCUAGAAGAACAUAAUGAUGCCAGAGUGUUAUUCGGAGCAUUUCCUAAUAUCAGGGUUUCUUUCAUCAUUGAAGAGAUGGACCCCAUAACAAGCGAAAAAGUGUAUUAUUCAGCAUUGUUGGAUAGAGAAAAGUAUCUUAAGGCUUGUGAUAAAGCCAUAGAAGAGAACCGACCUUUUGUGGAAUUUCCUACUAAAUUCAAAAUCAGAUUACUGGGAAACCCCAUACUAGGAGACGGGAAGUCUGAUAAUCAAAAUCAUUCGAUAAUUUUCUACAGAGGAGAAUAUAUUCAAGUUGUUGAUGCAAAUCAGGAUAAUUAUUUGGAAGAGUGCUUAAAGAUCAAGUCAGUGUUGGCGGAUUUUGAAGAAUUUGAAGUCAGUUGCAACCAAGAAUACAUUCCUGGAAUUUGGUCCGAAUCUGAUAACUUGACUAAAGAUAAUCAAGUGGCAAUUGUAGGAGCUCGUGAAUAUAUAUUUCUGGAAAAUAUUGGGGUAUUGGGUGAUAUUGCAGCUGCCAAAGAACAAACUUUCGGAACUUUGUUCUCAAGAACACUAGCUGAAAUAGGUGGUAAAUUACAUUAUGGACACCCUGAUUUCUUGAAUGGUAUCUUCAUGACCACAAGAGGGGGUGUUUCUAAAGCACAAAAAGAAUUACAUUUGAAUGAAGAUAUUUACGCCGGUAUGAUGGCAGUUUGUAGAGGUGGUAGAAUCAAACAUAGCGAUUACUACCAGUGUGGGAAAGGAAGAGAUCUAGGUUUCGGUACCAUCUUGAACUUCACUAUUAAGAUAGGUGCUGGUAUGGGUGAACAAAUCUUAUCUAGAGAGCAUUAUUAUUUAGGAACAGGGCUACCAAUCGACAGAUUUCUAACCUUCUAUUAUGCUCAUGCAGGUUUCCACAUAAAUAACCUAUUCAUAUCUUUGAGUACCACAUUGUUCAUGUUAGUAUUGGCAGUACUAGGAUCACUACGCCACGAGGUAAUUCUAUGUGAUUACAAUCCCCAUCAGCCAAUUACAGAUCUACAAGAGCCCCUUGGAUGUUACAAUCUAGAGCCUGUCUUACAUUGGGUAUCGAGAUUUGUGUUGUCAGUUUUCAUUUGCUUCUUUAUUUCGUUUUUACCUUUGUUGUUCCAAGAAUUAAUAGAAAAGGGGUUGGCCAAAGCCAUAUCAAGAAUAAUUUAUCAUCUAGUAUCAUUGUCACCGUUAUUUGAAGUGUUUGUAAGUCAAAUUUAUUCACAAUCCUUGGUGGAUAAUAUGUCCUUGGGAGGGGCCAAGUACAUCCCUACAGGUAGGGGGUUUGCCACAUCUAGACAAUCAAUAUCCAAUUUGUUUUCCAGGUAUGCUGUUUUGUCAAUUUAUAAGGGGGUUUUAUUUUCCAUUAUUAUAAUUUUUGCAACCAUCACAAUGUGGCAGCCAUCAAUAUUAUGGUUCUACAUCAGUUUCAUAUCAAUGAGUCUUGCACCACUAUUAUUCAAUCCUCACCAGUUUAGCUGGGAUAAAUUCUUCAUUGACUAUAAAGAAUUACUUCAUUGGUUUAGUAGGGGGAAUAGUAAAUGGCACAAUAGCUCAUGGUAUGGUUAUCAGAAACAGAUAAGAGGUAGAUUGUUGGGAUACAAGAAGAGAGAUUCUGCUCAUCUCGAGAAGAAAGGGAAGAAUGACCAAGUAUUGACGUCAAGACAAACUACUGAUAUUAAAGUACCUUUCAUCAACAGACUCAGCGAUCUUGUGUUAUUACCUUCGUUGCUAUGGAGCGUGUAUGCAAUGUCAUAUCUAUUUAUAAAUGCACAAACGGGGGUAGCCAUUGGUGAGCUCAGAAGGGUAAACCCCAUCUUAAGAAUUGCGUUAUUGGCAAUACUCCCUGUUUCUUUGAAUUCAUUGACAUUGAUAAUUACAUUUGUAAUAUCGUGUGUACUUGGACCUGUCCUCAGGUUCAAGAAAUUUGCUUCAUUCAUUGCAACAAUCAAUCAUGUGAUGGCAGUAUUGAUUGCAAUUAUCGACUUCGAGAUUUUGUAUUACUUGGAAAACUGGGAGAUCAACAAAACCUUAUUAGGUCUUGUAACCAUUGUAAUGACUCACAAAAUAAUGGCUGGCGUGGUAUAUCUUUUCAUUUCUAAAGAAAUGUCUCAUGACACAAUAAACCAUACUUGGUAUUCAGGUAGAUGGUUCAAACAGAACUUCGGAUUAUUAUAUUUCACACAACCUUUCAGAGAAUUCAUCAUCAAGAAUAUUGAAAUGAUAUGCUUCGGAUAUGAUUUUUUGAUUUGCCAUCUAUUACUAUUCUCGAUUGUUCCAGUUUUGAUCAUACCCUACAUUGACAAAAGCCACACAUUAAUGUUAUUUUGGUCAAGAACCAAUAGAUUCAAGAACCCCAUUGUCUCCAAAAGACAAGUGAGGAGAAUGAGAUGGGUUGUUUUUAGGUACUCUGUAUUAUUUUUUGCAAUGAUGAUGACUUUCAUAUCACUAAUAUUAGUCCCCAAAUUCUUGGGUGGCCAAAUUCCAAAUUUGAGAGAUAUCCGGAUUCUUCCAAACAUGGUCAAAGAAAUAAUGGCCCCUGGAGAACAAAAUCAUAAUGAUACAGGUAGUAAUGCACCAUUGACUGUACUUCGAGGUAGGCCCGAACCGAUUACCAUGAGGACCGUUCCGUAG